Molecule: messenger RNA, 234 nt
Organism: Phaedon cochleariae (mustard beetle)
Lineage: Eukaryota; Metazoa; Arthropoda; Insecta; Coleoptera; Chrysomelidae
Source: the annotation of a GenBank genome assembly
AUGUCGCCGACGAACGUGAAACCGCCCCCGAACCCGAUGACAGCGAUGCUGACAAUCAAAUCGGAGCCCGCGGACACCUCUGACCAGGAGCUGCCUGCCGCCGGUCACCCCGUGGACUACGAAGAGAAGCCCACGGAUCUGAGCAUGGAGGGCCCCACGGACCUCAGCAACAACUCCAGACACAUCAGCAUCGUCUGUUCUCCGGAUCCGCCCAUCCAGGGGCCGCAGAACUAG